CAAAUAAGUGUCAAAAUUAAUGUAAUCAUUUCGCAAGGUUCUAAAUACUUCCAUACUAAUAUCAAAUCAAUACCAAAUAUCGUAAUCCUAAAAAUAUGUCAUGUCAAAAGAAGGUAUCCGGAGAAAACAAAAAUAUACAAAGUAUUUUUGCAAGAAGCAUUUUUGACUCAAGAGGUAAUCCAACAGUAGAAGUAGACCUUAAAACAAAUCUAGGUUUAUUUAGAGCUGCAGUACCUUCGGGAGCUAGUACAGGUGUCCACGAGGCUCUUGAACUUAGAGAUGAAAUUAAAAACCUCUACCAUGGUAAAAGUGUUUUUCAAGCAAUUGAGAAUAUUAACGAUAUAAUAGCUCCUGCUCUUUUGGAAAAGGAUUUUGACGUUUUAGAGCAGGAGACAAUUGAUAAAUUUAUGAUAGCAUUGGAUGGAACAGAAAAUAAAUCAAAAUUGGGUGCGAAUGCUAUUUUAGGUGUUUCACUUGCUAUUUGCAAAGCUGGAGCCGCUAAAAAAGGAGUUCCGCUUUACAAGCAUAUUGCUCAUCUAGCAGGUAAUCGCUCCAUAAUCCUACCGGUUCCUGCCUUUAAUGUUAUUAAUGGUGGAUCUCAUGCUGGAAAUAAACUAGCCAUGCAAGAAUUUAUGAUACUUCCAACAGGUGCUUCCUCUUUUUCUGAAGCUAUGAGAAUGGGUAGCGAAGUAUACCACCACCUUAAGAAAGUUAUCAAAGACAAAUUUGGUCUCGACGCUACUGCAGUUGGGGAUGAAGGAGGCUUUGCUCCAAAUAUUCCUAGUGCAGAAGAUGCUUUAUCACUGAUAACAGCGGCCAUAGACAAAGCAGGUUAUACUGGAAAAAUAGAAAUAGGCAUGGAUGUAGCAGCUUCUGAAUUUUACAAAGAUGGUCUUUAUGAUCUUGAUUUUAAGAACCCCAACUCUGAUAAAAGCCAGUGGAUAAACCGUAACGAACUAUUAAAUAUAUAUCAAUCAUUUAUAGGAAAGUUUCCUAUAGUUUCCAUAGAAGAUCCCUUCGAUCAGGAUGAUUUUGAAGCUUGGAAAUCAAUGACUGGAAGUGUUCAAAUACAGGUUGUAGGAGACGACCUCACUGUCACUAAUCCAAAGAGAAUCCAAAUGGCCGUAGACGCAAAAGCCUGCAACUGUCUCUUACUAAAAGUAAAUCAAAUAGGAACAGUAACUGAAUCCAUCGAGGCACACAAACUAGCAAAAUCAAACGGUUGGGGCACUAUGGUAUCUCACAGAUCGGGAGAAACCGAAGAUACGUUCAUCGCUGAUCUUGUUGUGGGUUUAUCCACUGGACAAAUCAAAACUGGCGCUCCCUGUAGAUCAGAACGUUUAGCUAAAUAUAAUCAAUUGCUACGCAUUGAAGAAGAACUGUGUGUUUCUGCCACAUAUGCAGGAAAAAAUUUUAGGAACCCUUGUGUCUAGUGCAAAUCACUACUGUUUUUAAAUUCCAUUAUUUUAAUUAACUAUAUUUAUAUAACAAUUUUUGUAUUCAAAUAAAAAUUUUCUGGUAUACGAUGA
Molecule: messenger RNA, 1529 nt
Organism: Diabrotica balteata
Lineage: Eukaryota; Metazoa; Arthropoda; Insecta; Coleoptera; Chrysomelidae
Source: the annotation of a GenBank genome assembly